Molecule: messenger RNA, 603 nt
Organism: Schistocerca gregaria
Lineage: Eukaryota; Metazoa; Arthropoda; Insecta; Orthoptera; Acrididae
Exons: 8
Coding region: 70-603 (177 amino acids)
Source: RefSeq, a predicted model, not a curated record
GAUACACUGGUUUUUUGCGAUUUUAUAUGCACGAGCUAUCAAUUGAUUGUCGUCUUGUGGACAGUUUCGAUGGUACUUAGAAGUGCAAUCAUGAACCACAAAAACACUAACUGGACAGAGAAAGAGGAAACAGAUGAGGUCAGUGUUUACUCAUCAAGUGCGAAACUGAAACAAGACUUGGAUGAGGAUGUGAAUCAAGAGUUUGUUGAAGAUCCACUAAUGACUGAAAAUCCUAGUCUGAAAAUAAAGCAAGACCCAGACUUCAAACAUAAUGUCAAUGGCUCUGGACCUGGACAUGAUACUUCUAUGAAUGUGCAUCUCAGCACCAUACUGGAAGCCAAGAGAGAAUGCUACAAACCACCCCCACUGUACACACUGGUGCCCAAGAAGGAGCUGCUCCUUGGCGAUCCAUUGGGAAUCUCUUGGCCCACUGAUUGUAUCAAGGAGGAUCCCAAACUUAAUUUAGAAGUGGAUGAAACAGAGAAUACUGUGGCAGUCUCAGCAAGGAAUGUAUCUACUACUACAAGCAAAUCCAACCUUCAGAGCGAUUAUGUCCAUCAAGAAGCCAUCCAAACAAGGAGUUGGCAUAUGCAAUACCAGUAA